CCUCUCCGGACCGUGUGGGAGGGUUAAUCUCGUUUCAACCGUGGACGCGAUGAGGCUCGGUUUGGCCGGAGCCGUGCUGCUGUCAGCGGCCGCCUACUACGUCUACCUGCCGCUACCGAGCGGAGUUAGCGAGCCGUGGAAACUGAUGUUGCUGGACGCGCUUUUCCGGAGCUUCAUGCAGGCGAGUGAUGUAGCUCAUGCGAUGGGCGUGUGCCACCGCGUCCAUGUGUUGAACCGGGUGGUGUCCUGGGUGGAGGUGAUCGAGGCUCGCUCCAGCCCCGCCGUGAACGUCACGGACUCCGCGCUGGGAGGCGUGCCCACCCGGGUGUUUCAUCCCAUCGGAGGGGAGAAGCUGAAAAGAGGAGUUAUUUAUUUCCACGGUGGCGGCUGGGCCCUCUGCAGCGGACGAAUGCGCUCCUAUGACCAUCUUUGCCGGAAGAUGGCGGAGGACCUGGAUGCUGUCAUUAUGUCAGUUGAGUAAGUUUGGGGCGUCGAUCACGUGAAUCUAGAAGGAACAAACGUCACAUUGAAGCUGCAGGUGGUGGAUUUUUAUGUAAAAGGUUUGAAGACAACAAGUUAUGCUUUUCUCUUGUUUUUUAGCCAAUCGUAGCAAAGACAGCUGAUUGUUUCAUUUUGAUCUGAAAGUCAGUUAUUGAUGUUUUCAGACAGCAUGUUUCAAACUCUUCCCAAAGGAGGAAAACUGGGUGAAAGUUUUCAAGAGUUUUGUUUUUUUUUCAUGUUUAGCAUCACGGUCCGUUUGUGAAGCAGUCUGCAGCAGUCUGCCGCACAGACUCGGAUCUGUUCAUUUAUCAUGGACGUGGUUUAGCUGAAGGCCAUGUGAUGAGGCUGAAUGUGCUCAAAACAUCAGUGAAACUUGUGAUGAGAUUAUGGUCAGAGAUGUACCAAUUGUGCCAUUCUAGGCUGAUGUCAGUAUUUGAAGGACCCAUUUACUCACAGAUAUUUUUGUGUGUGUGUGUGUAAAUUUACUUUUCUGUUAUUUUAGUUUACCCUUUUGGUAAAAAUCCCCCUGAAAUUUCUGUCCUGUCUUGACAUGAGAAAGAUUACUCUUUCAAUCAGUUUGCCCCCGCUGCUGACUCUCUCCUCUUAAUGGAGAGUUUCUGGACUUGGAUUCUUCCUUUUGUUUUUCUUCUUUAUCCAAAUCCAUCUUCAUAUGCUCUCCUCUUCAGCACUGCCAGAAGGCUGCUUACUGCAGAGCCCCUGGCCUAGUCCAGCUCUGCCUUUAAACCCGUCUACAUCCCUGCCACAGCCUUUAACCAGGCCCAGCUCAGCCUGUUUGACUCUGCAGUAAGCACCUACUGAAAUCACUGUUCACCCCAGCUGCUAGCUCAGGAGUAUCGUCACAGAUGAAGGAUUUAAAACUUUCAUAUUCUGUGAAAUAAUUCAAUUCAAUUCAAUUUUAUUUAUAUAGCGCCA
Neolamprologus brichardi is the source of this 1434-nucleotide messenger RNA. Lineage: Eukaryota; Metazoa; Chordata; Actinopteri; Cichliformes; Cichlidae. The record is from RefSeq and is a predicted model, not a curated record.